This is a messenger RNA of Sugiyamaella lignohabitans, 3114 nucleotides long. It is a transcript of the gene NFI1, whose product is annotated as SUMO ligase NFI1. Gene Ontology annotation, biological process: protein sumoylation. Gene Ontology annotation, molecular function: SUMO ligase activity; zinc ion binding. The record is from RefSeq and is a predicted model, not a curated record. NCBI's taxonomy places the organism in Eukaryota, Fungi, Ascomycota, Dipodascomycetes, Dipodascales, Trichomonascaceae. The transcript has a single exon. The coding region runs from base 1 to 3114 and encodes 1037 amino acids.
AUGGUAGACCACACGCAAACAGUUUAUGAUGAAGCGCUGAGCUAUAUUAGCUCGGUGCUAACUGUCACGCAACUUAAAAUCGUUCUGCGAAACUUUGGCUUAGCAGCUAGUGGAAGGAAAGUCGAACUACAGAAUAGACUGCUAGAAUACCUUCAAAUUGGACUACGGAAAAAUGACGGAGAACGAAUCAAUAGAGUGCAUGCGGCACUUAUAGAUGCUGUACAGGACCAUCCAAGUUCGCGCAGUACUGCAUUGCUAAACAUGGGUAAUAGGAACCCAUCAUCUAGCCAGUCUCCAGCACCGAAUAGAACUGGAUCUCAGCUCAUUACCACCCGUGAUUGGAUCAACUCUAUGACAAAUCCUAUGACUUACACACAACAAGUAAACAGUAUUGCUAGUGGUACCACUGUUAAUGGAACUGGACCUUUGGCACCACAGUCGGGAUAUCAAGGUUCGUCUGCAAGCUUAUUCAAUGGCUAUGCAUCUCAAUAUAAACCUCCCGAAAUACCUAUGAUCAAUCAUCAAGCAAUAAAUAUUGUCAAAUCGCCAUUUUAUGAUCUUACCACACGACUACAUACGCCUCUAAUAUUCCAACCGCCAUAUUCUGAGACUAAUCGGAGGUCUACUAAUUUCACACUCCCAGAUGAUAUACCAUGGUCGAGUAUAGAGUCGGGCGAGAAGCAAGUUUAUCUUUUAGGAAUUGAGUACAACGUUCAAUCACCUGAGGAACACCAACAUAUUUAUUUCCCCAGCAUUACUGAGUUAGUUGUUAGUAGCCAGGUUAUACCAGUGUCAGCGACAAAAGGUAUUAGGGGCAAACCAGGCUCAACUUUGCCGAUAAAUGUGACCCCAUAUGUUAAAAAGAGUCAUGAUCUUGGCCGGACCAGAUAUACUCUUGAUGCGACAAUUAAUUUUCCUCCUAAAGAGCGGGACCGGCCUCCUGACCCCAAUCUCCGCAAGACAUUUAUAAUUAUGACAUUCUUGGCAAUUCCCCAUUCCAUUGAAGAACUUAUCGACAACAUCAAGAAGCAGCCAUGGAUCAGCCGAGAGUCAGUGAAGCAGGCGAUAAUAGAUGAGAACCAAGAUGAGGAUGUUGUAGCUACGACUACGGUGCACAGUUUAAAGGACCCUGUGAGUUAUAGACGGAUUGAUACACCAAUUAGAUCGAUGCAUUGCAAACAUGUUGACUGUCUUGAUGCAGAGACGUUUUUCCAGCUACAGUUACAAGGACCGACGUGGAAGUGCUCUAUUUGCUCCAACCCCAUUACUUAUGAUGAAUUACGGCUAGAUGGGUAUUUUAAAGAUAUUCUCGACAACACGGACAAGAAUGCUGAGGAUGUUGAAAUCCUGCCGGAUGGAACUUGGGUUCAAAAGGGGGUGGGUGCAGUCGACUUGUCAGACAGUGAUGAUAGUGAAGAUGAUGCACUCACACAACGAGUUAAAAGACAAAAGGUGAUAAAGGCAGAACCUGGUUCAGCCGAUGCGUCGAUGCGGUCGACACCUAGUGUAGCGGUGCAGUCUGUAGCGGCUAGGAGACAAGAACCCGAGGUUAUUGAAUUGAGUGAUUCAGAUGACGACAUGACUGAUGAGGCACCUCCUGCCAUGCAUCAGCAACAAGAACAACCGGUUCAACAAGAGGCUGGACAGGAGACUCAACGGGAAGCUCAGCAGCAAGCUCGUUAUAAUGAAAGUGACGACUUUGAGACUAUUACUAACUUGUAUGGGAGGAAUUCAUUUACUGGUACUUCGCUCCUGUUUGGUGAUGUUGCUGAUGGGGUGGUCCUGGAUGGAGAAUCUGCAUCAGUUCCUGUAGAUGAUGGUACAGAUCAAGCUAGUCAUGGUGUUGUGAAUGGAGUAAAUACAGUUUCAAAUGAGUCAAGCGAUCAACCACAUACUCCUACUAGCAAUCCCCCAGAAAGCAAUCACAACUCGCCCAACUUAGACGACUAUACUUUAUCCUUACAAGAUACUCUACUGAGCUCUUCGUUACUGUUCAACAAACUUCCUGAUACGACUGCAAAAGUAACUCAAGUGCCCACUCCUAAAGAUCUGACUGGUGAUGGGUUAUCGACUGAUGCAGGAAAUGUCGAGGAUGAUGCUGAAAUUGCGUUAGCUCGUGCGAGAGCUGAUGUUGCUGCUACUUCUACUCCGGAACCGACUCCGGCUGUGACUCCAAGGAUAUUGGACUCGGUGGUUGGUUCUACCAGUGCUGCUACUAGUAAUGGUUCGAUCAACCCUGAUAUUGUAGCAGCUUCUAAUGGCAUUUCCAAUGACUCUGCAAAGAAGGAUACCAUACAAGAUAAUGGAAAUCACCCGGCUGAGAGUCUUGAUGUUGUUCCUGCUAUAGAGAGCAUCCCUAAUAGCAGAGAUACAGCGGCUGCAUCUGCCUUACAGUCUCUUAGGACAUCAUUUACUCCAGCAAAUAGCGAAUUUCCUGUGCAAAAUCCUUCAAUGCCGUCGCGUCCUCCAUAUAUUUCCCAGUCGAGUUCUAACGGAUUUCGUACGAUGCUGCCUAAAGGACCCAUUAUCAAUGAUCAAACUAGUGAGACAAGGUUACCAAGUCCUCAUGGUGGGCCUGCUGCUGCUGACACCGGGUCCCAAUUUCAAGAUCUUACUAGGAGGUUACACCCUAAUCGCAGUGACAUAGAUGUAUCGGAUACUGGUAAUCCAACACAUUCCAACCCUCCUUGGCGCCAGAACCUAUUGUCACAACCACCCCGUCGUCUCCCAGGGCUGGGUAUAGGUACUGGACUGGGUCCACGGCCUCGGUCAGAAUAUUCUAAUGUAGCCGAGUCUCACAAAAGGCGCCAUAACUCUUCAACUUCUCCGGUAGAGGCGCCUUUACCUCCAUGGUCACAACCUUCUACCACUGGACUGUUAGGUCAGCAUAUUCUACAUACUCCCAGUCAUGCAGAACCAGUUACUGGCACGUUUCCUCCACGGACGCAGCCUGUAAGAGGCCCUAGGGCACCUCCACCUGCACCUCCUCCUAUAAGACGGUCUGCUGGGAACUCAAGACCUGCUUCCAUCUCGUCACCUGCAUCUAGUUCGGCAACUAAUGCCACUGCUGACUCGUCUGAUGUCAUUGAUCUCACUCUGUCCGACUCUGAUUAA